UGGCUCCUCCCCGCGCGAAGAUUUGAAAACGGCUUUGUGAAGGAAGGAAGGCGAGUGUCGAGGACGAACAGGAAAAACACAUUUAGAAAUGGCUCCCAGGAAAAGGACCACCAAACAACGCAAGAAUAACCCCAAGACGGCAAAACUGGAAGCUUUUCUGGAGGAUUUUGACAGCGAGGUGAAGACUAGAGUUGGACAGCUGAAAGAGAAGAUAAACCAGCUGUUGAAAGAUGUUGACAACAGCUACAACAUGGCAAUAAUUAAGCUCCCCAAGGCUGUCAGACAAAUGAACUGGUUGGAGCAUUGGAAGUCUGAGAAACCACAAACACCAGAACUCGAUAAUGCAAAGAGAAAAGAGGAAGCUGCACUCGUGGAAAGUGUUGUGGCUAAGGAUCAUACAUCUCUUCUAAAAACAAUUGAGAAAACAUCAAAGAAGAAAGGUGGGGCUACAUUGAGCUCUGAGGAUGAAAACGUCCCAAGCACAACAAAAAAGGGGAGAACUACCAGAAAGCCCCCGACUAAAACAAAGAGGGCAAAGGCGCUGUCGAUCAGCAAGCAGAGCUCCACCAUCAGACGAUCAAACAGGAACCCCCUGAUUACUCCUGCCAGAAGCUUGCUGGAUUCUUCUUUGAUGAUGGGACCCACUCCUCUUAUUACCCCCCGCUUUGACCCAAGGCUUCCUAAGACCCCCGCAGUGAGAGUUCCCCGCCACAAGGAGAGGGUCUAUAGCAUUUCAGUCAACGGCUCUCCCAUUGCAGCAGGAAAUGAGGAUAUUGUCAUCAAUGUUCCCGUUGGGAAUGGAGAGAGCAUUCAACUGCUGGCCAGUCAGAUGGACUCAGUGGAUCUGUCACUGCUGGACGAAGCCGCCAUGAGGAGCAUUCGGCAGCUACAGAAUCGACUCACAACAUUGUGUGGAACAUCAGAGUGACCAAACAGUCUGCUGCGGACUUGUACUAUACUUUUUUUUUUUAAACACAAGUUUAUCUCUAUUGUAAAGCUUUCAUCAUUCUCCUACAAUGUGGCAUGUUUUUUUUUUUCUUUUUUUUCCCUUUAUACAGAUUAUACUUUAACUAAUACUUUAGGAUACCGUGUAAGGUUAAUAUUUGCUGCGCUGGACACUGUUUUCUUGAGAUCCUUCACAUUCACUGGAAUUAAUCUAGGAGUUAAACUGUUAAUUUCAUUGUAUUUACAUUCUCCUAAAUUAUCUCUUUACUUUAAAAUGUAAUUUUAUAUAGUUUCAGAUGCUUUUUUGUUGCAGGGGAAAUUGGAUAGAUUUUAGUGCUAUUCCAGUCUUUUAUUCCUGGCCAGUCUGGAUUUAAUGGAUCUUAAUAGGACUUGCAUGAUAAUAUCCAACAGAAACAUGCAGUAUGUGCUUAUCAGAUACAACUUUCUCUUUAUUCUUUUUUUUUUUAUUUUUAUUUUUUAAAAAAGUACAUUUUCUGAUAUUAUUUGUGUGGUUUGUCAUUGCUGCAAUAAACCUCCUCCAUGUCUUUAUCACUAACCUUGUAGUUACAUCAUUAGUUAAAAUAUAUGUCGUGUACAUCAUGCACUCUGUCUUCAUAACUGUGUGAUGUGGUUAUUUUCUUGUUUAUUGGGGUUUUGUAUUCUUAAAUAUAGCAGAUGGCAUGUUUGAAUUUUAUCUUAAUUAUGCCAUAAUGUGGAAAUUUGUUUUUUCUUUCUUUCAGUGGGCAGAUUUUUUUGAAGUUGUAUCUGUGCAUAGUGACCAGUAGGUGGCAGCAUUUCACCACAGAAAUGUUUGUCAGGCACCUGAGCAGCCUCUGCUCUUUUUUUUUUGUUUUGUUUUUUUUUUUUUUAAAGGGGAAAAAAAAGAUUUCUGUAUCCGAUCAAACUUUUAUAACUGCUUGUUAUUUACUGGUAGCAAAUUUGUAUAUGUUGAUUUUAAUUUUAUAAUCUGUAAAGUUAUAGGUGACUGUAUUCUCUCUUGUAUUAGAUUACAC
Messenger RNA from Neolamprologus brichardi, 1958 nucleotides. It is a transcript of the gene cdca8, whose product is annotated as cell division cycle associated 8. Gene Ontology annotation, cellular component: chromosome passenger complex; spindle midzone; chromosome, centromeric region. Gene Ontology annotation, biological process: mitotic sister chromatid segregation. Lineage: Eukaryota; Metazoa; Chordata; Actinopteri; Cichliformes; Cichlidae. The record is from RefSeq and is a predicted model, not a curated record.